CAGCUUAUUUGUGUUCAGUAAAAAUAAGGCGCCAGCAGAAAUGGAGUCUCUGGUUCGUCAGAACUUCCACCGUGAGUGUGAGGCCGCCGUCAACCGGAUGAUCAACAUGGAGCUGUUCGCCUCGUACACCUACACUUCCAUGGCUUUCUUCUUCUCCAGAGAUGAUGUGGCUCGUCCAGGGUUUUGUCAUUUCUUCAAGGAGAACAGUGAAGAGGAGCGUGAGCAUGCUGAGAAGUUGUUGUCAUUCCAGACCAAGCGAGGAGGCAGAAUCUUCCUGCAGGAUGUCAAGAAACCGGAGCGUGAUGAGUGGGGCAGCGGGCUGGAGGCCAUGCAGUGUGCUCUGCAGCUUGAGAAGAAUAUCUAUGAAGCUCUGCUGAACCUCCACAAACUGGCCUCUGAACAUGCAGAUCCUCAUCUGUGUGACUUCCUGGAGACUCAUUACCUGAAUGAGCAGGUGGAGGCCAUCAAGAAGCUGGGUGACUACAUCACUAACCUCACCCGCAUGGAUGCCAAAAACAACAAGCUGGCAGAGUAUCUGUUUGACAAGCACACUCUGGGGGGCAAGAGCUAAAUGCAGAAG
Molecule: messenger RNA, 580 nt
Organism: Thalassophryne amazonica
Lineage: Eukaryota; Metazoa; Chordata; Actinopteri; Batrachoidiformes; Batrachoididae
Product: ferritin, middle subunit
Exons: 5
Coding region: 41-571 (176 amino acids)
Biological process (GO): iron ion transport; intracellular iron ion homeostasis
Cellular component (GO): cytoplasm
Molecular function (GO): ferric iron binding; ferrous iron binding
Source: RefSeq, a predicted model, not a curated record